CGAGGCGUUGUAGGGAAACAGAACACGAGAGAGAGAGGAGAGGAGAGAGAGAGGAGAGAGCGGAGAAAAAGGUUAAGAUCUUGUCACAAAUCCCUAAUCUAUCGCUAUCGAACUCCUUCUUCGUCUCCUCGAGGGCUUGCCAUCCGUCUCCUCGUCGAUGCCGCCUCUGAAUACCAAUCGCACCCCCGAUUCCUCAACAGCGCUUUGUUGCGAUUCGCAUUGAAUCGUUCCGGUGUUUAUCUUUGAUCGAGGAGGGAGGAAGUGGUCGUUGUUCGGGAUUCCUCGUCGCCGAUGCGAUUGGUUCGCAUUGGAUUUGGAGUCGGUUUGAUCGUUGGCGGAUUGGGGUUUCGCUGUUAUACCUGGUGGGGAGGAGAGAGGUGGCAUGAAGAACAGGAAAGGAAGCGGGGAGGUUGACGAAAAGGUGAGGUUGGACGUGACCGAUUCCAAUUCGGAUGAUUGUUACGCUGAGCAGGGGAGGGCGGCUCGUGAUGUGCAGAAAGGGGAAAGGACGCAAUGUGGUGACAGUUAUGGAUUUGUUUCAGUAGAGAAAAACAGGAACAGUGUUUUGAGGGACCAUGCUGCGAAGCAAUGUGAAAUCUUCGACACUGACAUGAGAGAAGCGAUUGAACCAGAUUUGGCGGGGAAGAGUAGAGAAUCAGCUGUUGCUGAUAAUAACGUGCAUACUGACAUUUCUCAACACGAAGGUGGUGUUUUGAGGGUGCAAGGAAAGGGUGGUGUCUUGAGGGUCUUCCUCAAUAAGAAAGCGGAUCGACUUGAACGUCUCUGUUCCAAUAAUAUUUAUGAGCAAAGAUCAAGUGCGGGAGCUACAUUGAGGAAGAUAAACAGUGAUAUAAGUGUGGAAAGCAGAUUCAGUGAGCAAAUGCCAGAGUCGGAGAUUUUACCUCUGAAAAGAGAAAAAAGGAGAACAAAGAUGCAAAACAGGAAGACCGAUUCUAAAUUAAGGGGUUUUACCAAUUCAAACAUUCAUAAAAGGGAAUUGAAAGAUCAGCUAAAAGAAAUACUUAUAAAUGCUGGUUGGACAAUAGACCUAAGGCCAAGGAAAGGCAGCAAAUAUGUAGAUUCUGUUUACAUACCUCCUAAAGGACGAGGUAGUUAUUGGUCAAUCACAAAGGCUUAUGCUGCGUAUCAGGAAGGACUGAAUAGAGAAUGCGAUGGGAAGACCAAGGGUCCUUUUGAAAGGCAGUCUAAAGCAUCUCUUGGUAGUGCUUAUAAUAUACCAAUGGACUCCCUAAAUGUACUGAAAAGAAAUGUUGUUAACAAGAGAAAAAGGAAGGAAGCACCUGAAGAAGUCCAAAGUUUUGAAAAGAAGAAAUCAGAGAUAAUGUUUGACACCAGGAGGCAACCUAGAAUUAAGGAAACCACAGAGAUGGCUGAUGAACUUGUGGGAAGAAAGAACUUAAACAGCUCCUUGGAUUUAGACUCAAAAACAAUAGUUAGUUUUGUAGCUCAUAAUCACUUCCAAAUAGAAAAAAACAAGCAUAGAGUAUGUGCUCUAUUAGCUCGUAGAUGCUAUCAGGAUGCAGAAAUUGAAGCUAAUGAUUUUGUUCCAUAUAAAUGGAAGAGGACAGUUUUCUCAUGGAUGAUAGAUCUUGGAAUCCUGUCUGUAAAUGGAAAAGUGAAAUACAUGAAUCAGAGAAAUGAAACAAAAUUGAAAGGCUGGAUAACAAGAGAUGGCAUUAAGUGCAUCUGCUGUACUAAAAUUGUUUCUGCAUCAAAGUUUGAGCUUCAUGCUGGGAGCAAACUUCUCAAGCCAUCACAAAAUAUAUAUUUGGUGGACAGAGGAAUUUCCCUCUUACAAUGUCAAUUGGAAGCAUGGAAAAAACAUGAAGAGUUGGGACAUCAAGGAUUUUGCAGUGUGGACGUAUGUGGCGAUCACCCCCACGAUGAUACUUGUGCUAUGUGUGGUCGUGGUGGUGGUGAAUUGAUUUGUUGCAAUGAUUGUCUUUCAACAUCCCAUCUCAGUUGUUUGGGUAUGGAGGCGCUUCCUCAUGGAGUGUGGCACUGUAAACACUGUCGCUGCAGGUUCUGUGGUGAAAUUUGUGCAGAUGCUACUAAAAAAAACAAUGGAAUUGAUUCUUCGUUACUGUCAUGCAACCAGUGUGAGGCAAAAUAUCACCAGGAUUGUGUUGUUCAACCUGAAUCAGUUUCCAUUUCAUCAAACCCGAGCAGUUCUUUUUGUACCCAAAGUUGCAAGAAGGUUUUUGAAGGAUUGCAGAAGAUUUGGGGGACCAAGAAUGACUUGGGAGCAGGAUUUUCAUGGAGCAUUAUUAGGCGAUUUGAUGAGAAUCCUUCUAUAUAUAAGUUGGAGUUGCAUCAAAUGGCAGAAUGCAACUUGAAGAUUGCUAUUGCUCUAGCCAUUCUGGAUGAGUGCUUUCUGCCAAUUGUUGACCAGAGAAGUGGUUUUAAUCUGAUUCAUAAUGCUGUCUAUAACUGUGGAUCGAAUUUCUGUCGCCUGAACUAUAGCAGUUUCUGCACAAUAAUUUUGGAGCGUGGUGACGAAAUUAUCUCGGUAGCCUCUGUCAGGAUACAUGGAACCAGGCUUGCAGAAAUGCCUUUUAUUGGGACAAGAAACAUGUAUAGACGACAAGGCAUGUGUCGCCGACUUCUUGGUGGAAUUGAAUCAGUUCUCUGUUCAAUCGAUGUUGAAAAGCUGGUUAUACCCACUAUUCCUGAACUAAAGGAUGCAUGGACUAAUGUAUUUGGCUUCAAGCCUCUUGAUGGUUCCCAAGAACAAGAAGUUAGGUCUGCAAAUAUAUUGGUUUUUCCUGGUACUGAUUUACUUGAGAAGCCACUGCUGAAGAUGCUUUCCCCUGAAAAACCUACACCUAUUCCUAGAGAUGCAAUGGUGGAAAAUGACAUCAAACAACAGGCAAACAUAGUUAAAUGUUCUGGGUCUGCUGCUGCUGAGCACAACCUCCAUGCCUCUUGUCAGGCUGCUGUAAAUUGUGUGAAUGUACUUCAAGCCAAACCUGCAUUUGAAGCAGAGAUUUCAACUGAGCAAAAACCUGGCUUGAUUCGUGAAAUAAUCAUGGCUGCUAGUCAGGAAAGAGAGUGAAUCUGGUACCUUGAAUAACCUGCCAUAAUGUGAUGUUUUGAUGAAAAUUUCUUCAAUAUUCUUGCCUCUGAUUUUCAAGAGUCAGGAGUUUUUGUUACUUAAAAUCUGGAGAAGGUUUUCUGGAAUCUAGAAAUUGUAGCAUAGUUGUCUGUAUCUGCAUCAACUCCUGCGCUUGAGUAUAGGCUUCAAUGAACCAAAAAAGCUUCUCCAAGUUUAGCGGAGAACAAUGGUUGUUAUUAAA
Molecule: messenger RNA, 3317 nt
Organism: Zingiber officinale
Lineage: Eukaryota; Viridiplantae; Streptophyta; Magnoliopsida; Zingiberales; Zingiberaceae
Product: increased DNA methylation 1-like
Exons: 9
Coding region: 383-3076 (897 amino acids)
Biological process (GO): negative regulation of DNA-templated transcription
Molecular function (GO): transcription corepressor activity
Source: RefSeq, a predicted model, not a curated record